Elgaria multicarinata webbii is the source of this 3031-nucleotide messenger RNA. RefSeq names its product transforming growth factor beta receptor type 3-like. The transcript is spliced from 17 exons. Gene Ontology annotation, biological process: epithelial to mesenchymal transition; regulation of transforming growth factor beta receptor signaling pathway; cell migration. Lineage: Eukaryota; Metazoa; Chordata; Lepidosauria; Squamata; Anguidae. Gene Ontology annotation, molecular function: type II transforming growth factor beta receptor binding; transforming growth factor beta receptor activity; transforming growth factor beta binding. Gene Ontology annotation, cellular component: cell surface. Bases 72 to 2282 code for a protein of 736 amino acids. The record is from RefSeq and is a predicted model, not a curated record.
CUGGAGCAGCUCUGCUGGGCGAGGGUGGAGCUAGAGAAGAUCCGCAGCCCUGUUUCGGCGUUUGGGAAGCCAUGCGUGGGAAUGGCCAGCCAAAAGGCCACCUGGGGAGACGGUGUUUGCUGCUGCUUGUCCUAUGGGGUUGCUCUGGAACAGCUGCCUGGCACCACCUCCCUUGUCUCUCCACGUCUGCCACCACCCGCCAUCCGGUGCUGGGCUUCAGGGAGGUACUGCGGAGAGGCACCGGAUGCACCAGUCGGAGACACUCUACCAGGGGGCAAGAAGUGCAUGUCAUCAGCCUGCACAAGGGAGUGCCAGCAAAUGGCCAGGUCACUCUCGUGCUGGCCUCAGAUCCCCUCGACAGAGCCUCCAUCUUUGUGCUGCACUCCCUGGAACCUGUGAGUUGGGUGCUGCCGUCUCCCCCUGGGAAAAAUUGGACCUUCCAGGUCUCCCCAGGAUCCAGUGUCUCUGCCCCUGGGCCAGUGGCUUCCGCUGAGACCGACUUCCCAGAGACACCCCGAGGCCUGCUAAAGUGGGCAUGGAGGGAGCAUGGUGGGGUUACCUCUCUGGCUGAGUACCGUGGAAUCAACACAAUCUACACGCGCCUGGGGGCUGACAGGACGGCACCGGCUACCUGCCGACUGCGUCGGAAUUUCCUGACAUCCAGGCACUUCGCCUCCGAGCGCCGGCGCCGGCCUGUGAGAGUUUGCCUGAAUUCUGACCCUCCUCAAGACCUUGAGGUUCACAUCAUCCUCUCGAAAGGAGCUGCUCCCAGUAUGCUCUCUUCCAGGCCCAGCUUGGCCCAGUUGACGGUGGAGCUCCAUGCUGCCAGGAGGCCCCCCCGCCAGGGGCUGCUUCUGAUACUGAAGAGUGAAGGAGCUGCCCAGUGGAUGGUUCGGGCAUCUCGCCUCACUGGCCAACUGCUCGUACUGGCUUCACACAAAGUCAUCGUCAGCAGCACAGAAAUGGACCUGCCUCUGACGGUGACCCAGCGUACAUCCCCUGCGUUGGCUUCUGCCAGGGAUCCUUUGCAGUAUGCAGCAGAGCAGAAGCUGCCUGCCUUUACAUCCUACACGGAGGCUGAGAGGGUGAACAGGUUUCUCCUUGUUGUUGGGAUGAAUGAGGCUACACCUACUCCUCCAGAGGAUCCUCAGCUAUUUGGGCCCAUCUUGAGUCCCCUCAGAUUCACGGUCAAGAGUCAUCACUUCCCAGAGGCUGUCACAGCAGGCUGGGAGAUGAGGCAGGAGAUCAUGGGGGAGGAUGGUUCUGCUAUCUAUCCACUGCCCACAGCCAAAUUAGAGGGAAUGGAAUCGUUCCUGUGUCUUGGGGAGCAGAAACCCCUGCAUGAAAAUAAGGAUCCUCAGACAGUGUCUCCCCCAGAAGCCACCAUGGCCUCUCAGGACCGUCUUUUUCACCAUGGGAAUGUUCUCCUCAGCCUGGAGGUCUACAACUCUGAGGCUUUUACCAAACAACCAGGACUCUGUACAGUCCCAGCCAACAGCCGGGUCUUUGUGGAGGCUUCCUUGGCAACCCAUGACCUGUGCCUUGGCUUCACCAUCCAGCAGUGCUUCAUCUCCCCCUCCUCGGACUCUUCGGUGACAUCUUCAUACCUGCUGGUCCAGCACGGUUGUGCGGCUGAUGUCCGGGUCAAUUUGUCCAAGUCCGAGCGGGAGGCCUGGGGUCAGGCCUUGCCUCCGGGAUACCAGGAACGCCAACGGCUGAGCUUUGUGCUGCAACCCCGCUCCAAUGACUCCAUUCAUUUCUUGCACUGCCGCUUGACACUCUGCAGCAGGGAGCCUCAUGACCCCGGCAAACCCAAGGGCCCAAUCCCCAAGUGCCAGUCCGAGGACGAGGCCUGCAGGGCAGAAGAGGAGCUGGCCAGUGGGCGCUUCCAGCGCACAGUCACCAAACCCAUCAUUGUGACGGUGGACAUUCCGCUCAGGGCUCCCACUCCACGUCUGAGACCAGAUAAUCCCGUGUUCAACCAGCACGGAAAAGUGCUGAAGGGUGCAAACCACUCACGGAAGGCACAGCCAGUCCCCACUGCAGCUGCGCCAGGGCUGGAGCUCCCAGCUGUAGUUGGCAUCGCUUUUUCAGCCUUUGUCAUCGGUAUCUCCCUUGCUGGUGGGCUCUGGUUCAUUCAUUCCCAAACAGGUGACAAAGCUGUCAGAAAGAGAAGCCAACCUGCAGCUGAGACAGAUCCUGAAGAAAUAGCUGUUCCAAAGCUCCUAGAUGUUUCCUCAGCUCUGAAUGCAGUUGGUCCUGCACAUGGUUCCUUGCCCUAAGAGGUCUAGCUUGACCACAGGUUCUGGAAUGUGUUCUGCCUGUGACCAAGCAUCUAUUUCAGUGGACUCACCUGCAUUCCCCAGUAUCCAACCUUUUCAUAACUUCAGCCUUUCGUCCAGUGUUGAAACUGGUUGAAUCAAUAACUUCCAACACUGUAUAAGCUCACCCUCUAUGUUUUAGCAUAAAUGAGCAAUUCUGUUUACUGGCAGCAGUAGUAAGGCUUUGUCAUUACAUAAUUGGGCAGUUUCCUGGAGUGUUGCGGUGCUCCCCCAUGGAAUUUCACUCUCCAUUUCUGCGUGGAUAAAGAGGAACUCUCCUGCUCCAAUCUCUGCAGAUGUAUAUUACAUUCCACUACUUUUUACCAAGUUUGCUGUCUCAUCUUGUAGAGACGCUUUCAAUGAGUACACUUUAGGAGAAGGCAAAGACUCUGGUGUAUUUUGGUUGAGAUUCCCACUGGGAAACAUAGACAAUACAUCAUCUGGCUAUUUUACCUAUCUGACUGUAGUAAUAAUUUUCAAUCUUAGUCUGAAUUUUAUGCUAUGUUGGGAUAUGCUGGUUUUCAUGCACCUGCCAAGUAGAGGCUCCCCAACUUUCCAAGGGCACAAAGAUGGCUGCCAAAAGACGAGCUUCAAACUUAGCAAAUGUUUGGGACUGCUCUUGUAAGCCACUUUGAAAAUUAUGUAACUUUCUAUUAAACUGCUGUGCAGCAGACUUGCAAAAGUGCAUGGUGCCUUUUUCAACAGGCAGU